GAGACAGCGUGCGCGUGCUGGGUGCGGGGUCGGGAGUCCUCCGUCCUGCUAGGCCACCUUUUGUGACUUGUUGGCCGCGCGCUACGCAGGAAGGACUCUGGGAGACCCUGAAGCCGCGCCAUGGAAGUGGUGACCUUUGAGGAUGUGGCUGUGAACUUCACCUUGGAGGAGUGGGCUUUGCUGGAUCCAUCCCAAAAGAAGCUCUACAGAGAUGUGAUGAGGGAAACUUUUAGGAACAUAGCUGCUAUAGGAAAAGCCUGGGAUAACCAGGAAGUUGAAGAACAAUACAAAAGUUUCUGGAGAAAUCUAAGAAAUAAAGAGGUUAAAAAAUGCUAUCAAAAUAAAGGAUGGAGUCAAUAUGAAGAAAUAUUACUUUGGACUCCAGAUGUUUGUGGAAAUCCCCUGAUUGGGCCUUUGUCAAUAAAUAUGUGCACCAUAGCUAACACAACACUGAAGACAUCUGAAUAUUGGGGAUUAGAAGAGAAGCUGUAUAAGUGUAAUGAACAUGUAAGAUUCUGCAGUGAUUUCCAGUCCUUUCAGAAGAGUAGAAGGACAAAUAAUGGAGAGAAACCCUAUGAAUAUAAUCAGUGUGGGAAAUCCUACUCUGAUCUUAGUGAUAGGACUCACUUUAGAGAAAAAGCCUUUGUGUUUAAGGAAAACUUGAAAACCUCCAACACACCUGAUGAUGUUCAUAUCCAUGAAAGAAAUCACAAUAGAGGGAAACCUUUUGUAUGUAAGCAAUGUGGGAAAGCUUUUAGCACAAAACGUUAUCAUAAAAUACAUGAAAGUACUCACUCUGGGGAGAAACCCUGUGUAUGUAAGCAAUGUGGGAAAGCUUUUAGUACACAAAGUCAUUGUAAAAUACAUGAAAAAAUUCAUAUUGGGGAGAAACCCUACGUAUGUAAGCAAUGUGGGAAAGCUUUUAGGACACAAAGUUAUUGUCAAAAACAUGAAAGAACUCACACUGGGGAGAAACCUUAUGUAUGUAAGCAAUGUGGGAAAGCUUUUAGUACACAAAGUUAUUGUAAGAUACAUGAAAGAACUCACACUGGGGAGAGACCUUAUAUGUGUAAGCAAUGUGGAAAAGCUUUUAGUAAACAUCACAUUUGUAAAAUACAUGAAAGAAUACAUACUGGGGAGAGACCCUAUGUAUGUAUGCAGUGUGGAAAAGCUUUUAGUACACGAAGUUAUUGUAAAAUACAUGAAAGAACUCAUACUGGGGAGAGACCCUAUGUCUGUAAGCAGUGUGGAAAAGCUUUUAGUACACAAGGUCAUUGUAGAAUACAUGAAAGAAUUCACAUUGGGGAGAAGCCCUAUGUGUGUAAGCAAUGUGGUAAAGCAUUCAGUACACAGAGUUAUCAUAAAAAACACGAAAGAACUCACACUGGGGAGAAACCAUAUGUAUGUAGACAAUGUGGGAAAGCUUUUAGUACACAAGGUUAUUGUAAAAUACAUGAAAGAAUUCACACUGGGGAGAGACCUUACAUAUGUAAGCAAUGUGGAAAAGCUUUCAGCAAGCAUGAUACUUGUAAAAUACAUGAAAGAAUUCACACUGGGGAGAAGCCCUAUGUAUGUAAACAGUGUGGAAAAGCUUUCAUUAUGCGUGGUGCUUGUCAAAUACAUGAAAGAACUCAUACUGGGGAGAAGCCCUAUGUAUGUAAACAAUGUGGGAAAGCUUUCAGCAUGCGUGGUGCUUGUCAAAGACAUGAAAGUACUCAUACUGGAGAGAAACCAUAUUUAUGUAAGCAAUGUGGGAAAGCUUUUAGUACACAAGGUUAUUGUAAAAUACAUGAAAAAACACAUACAGGGGAGAAACCUUACAUAUGUAAGCAAUGUGGGAAAGCUUUCAGUAAACAUGAUAAUUGUAAAAUACAUGAAAGAACUCACACUGGGGAGAAACCCUAUGUAUGUAAGCAGUGUGGAAAAGCUUUCAGCAGACACACUUACUGUCAAAUACAUGAAAGAACUCACACUGGGGAGAAACCCUACAUAUGCAAGCAAUGUGGGAAAGCCUUCAGCACGUACAGUGAUUGUCAACGACAUGAAAGAACUCACACUGGAGAGAAGCCCUAUGUUUGUACACAAUGUGGAAAAGCUUUCAGUGCACAUGGUGCUUGUCAAAGACAUGAAAGAACUCAUACUGGGGAGAAACCCUAUGAAUGUAAGCAAUGUAGGAAAGCUUUUAGUACAGCUGGUGAUUAUAAAAGACAUGAAAAAACUCACACUUGACAUUAGUUUUAUGUAUGAAAGCAGUUUGCCAAAGACGAACUCAGAAUGGAAAGAAGCCAUAUGUUUGUAAGCACUAUGGGAAUUACAUAUAUUGUUAAAUAAGUCUCAGUGGGGAGAAACAUGUAUAAUUUGAAAAUCCUGUGAAAAAUUCUUAUGUAGUGCAGACCUGUAGGAAUAAUUAAAAGCUUGAUGUCAGUGGUUCUCCAUAAAAUAUCCAGGAAAUACAAUUGUAGACAGAAAUAUAAUGUAUAUUCAUUAUGUAUCUUUCAGUAAAUCAUAUAAAUUAUGUAUAGUGUUAAAUAUAAAAAUAUUGAGUUGAGAAUUAUUUAUAUGUGUCUUUGACCUUCAUACAUAGUGUCUGAAGUAUGGUGAACUGAAAUGAAUUUUUUGUUUUGAGAUAGAAUUAAUAUUGAGUCUUGGUUGUGUCUUUAUAAUUGGGUAGUGUAGGUCACUAAAAAAGUAUAGUUGAUUGACAUUUUUUUAAAGUUAAGAUUUUACCACUGCCUUUAUUUUAAAUUUUUGGUGUGUAUUCUCUAUUCUGUGUAACAAAAGAUAUUUUUGAAUUUGAUGCCAUGUUUUAUUUUAAGAUACAUAUUUUAAGAGACAUGUGAAUGUGUUUUUGACAAAGUUUGUAUGUUUUCACAGAACCUGUAGAUUUUUUAUUUUUAUUUUUUUUAGGGAAGGGUUUUUUUGGACGAGAAGAAUUGUAGAGUAACAAGUUCUGUUUCUCAUAUGACAAGACACCUGCUUAUAUUCCAACAUUAUAUAUUAUAUCAUGUACAUAAUUUUACCUAUUUCAUACUAGGGCUAAUAGUA
Octodon degus (degu) is the source of this 3045-nucleotide messenger RNA. RefSeq names its product zinc finger protein 14-like. Gene Ontology annotation, biological process: regulation of DNA-templated transcription. Bases 121 to 2229 code for a protein of 702 amino acids. The transcript has 4 exons. NCBI's taxonomy places the organism in Eukaryota, Metazoa, Chordata, Mammalia, Rodentia, Octodontidae. The record is from RefSeq and is a predicted model, not a curated record.